UCGUCUUCGAGCGCAUGUCGAUAAACAGCAUCAAACAUGUCUGAAGGUGGAGCCGGGUACCGAGUUGAACUCGCGAAAACUGGACGCGCCAGCUGCAAAAGCAACAUCUGUGGAAAAUCACGUAUAGAACGGGGAAGUUUACGUUUCGGAACAUUCGUUGACACGGGCCGAUUUCAAAAUUGGAUGUGGAGACACUGGGGAUGUGUCACGGACAAAGUGCUGUCGAAUGUGAAAACAAAAAUCGGUGAUGACAUCGCGAAGAAUCUAGACGGUUUUGACGACGUGGGUGCCGAGAAUCAGGAGCGAAUCCUUCGAGCAUUCGAAAAUGGACAUGUGGAGGAUGCCGAUUUGGAGGCUUCAGAAGAACUGGCCAUUGAUGAACAUACACGCGCUAUUUUGGACGGAGAAUUCGAUUCAGAUGAGGCAUUAAGUGUAAUUGUUUCGGCCCUGCCUCCUCCGAGUGCCCGUGGCCAUGUUGCCGCUGCACAUCCCAGCAGCAGCAGUAGCAAAACGAGAGGAUCUCGGAAACACCGGUCGCCGUCAGUGAAGCGUGAGGAACACUAUUCUGACGAUGAUGGCGUAGUCGACGAUGGAGAGGUCGACGAGACCGAAGAGGAAGAGUUAUCGGAAGAAGACUCUUUUAGCGAGCGACCGUCUACGGACGACGAGGAGGAGGCUUCUGACUUUGAGCCAACAGCGCCUCGUGAACGCUCCUUCCGAGCCCGACGAGUUGUGGACUACCAUGAAGAGGAUGCGCCUAUGACUUAUUCUGAUGACGAAGACGAGUAUGUCAACAAUUGA
This is a messenger RNA of Schizosaccharomyces japonicus yFS275, 801 nucleotides long. RefSeq names its product zf-PARP type zinc finger protein. Bases 37 to 801 code for a protein of 254 amino acids. The record is from RefSeq and is a predicted model, not a curated record. NCBI's taxonomy places the organism in Eukaryota, Fungi, Ascomycota, Schizosaccharomycetes, Schizosaccharomycetales, Schizosaccharomycetaceae. The transcript is spliced from 3 exons. Gene Ontology annotation, cellular component: nucleus. Gene Ontology annotation, molecular function: DNA binding; zinc ion binding.